AUGUCAUUGUACUACGAAGAAGAAGAAGACUGGGAACUACCCGUGGUGUUGGGCGAGUCUUCCGUUGAUGACUCGAUUACGUACGAGAUGCCGUCGGCAGAGGAAUUGCUGGAGCUGCGCGCUAAAGAACUCGAGUGCCAGGAAGAGCUGCAGCGCCUGCGCGAGCUCGAGGAGGGCGACGAGGAGGCGCACAAGACUCUCGCCGCCGAGCUGUCCACGCUGCUGCGUCUGCCGCAGGCGCGCCGCCCGCCCGCCGCCGAGCUGUGGGCCGCGCUGGCGCCGCACGUGCCGGGCGCGCCCACGGGCGACGAGGCGCCCAUGUUGCAGGCCGGCCUGCUGGAAGCGCAGAUGCCGCAGAUCGUGCAGGCGCUGGCGGCCGGGGUCAAGUCCGCGGCGCGCUGGUCCGACGCCGACAUGCUGGGCUCCUGCGCUCUGCUUACGGUCGCCGUGUUGAUGGAGAACUCGCCCAAUCGUCGGAAAGCCGUGCGCACGUUACAUGCGCUCCUGGACCGGUACGCCAACCGGGAACAGUUGAUGGCCGUGGCGUACAUGAUGGUGACGGCGUUCCCGGCGGCCUCCGCGGCGCGGUUGGAGCUCAUCGACCAGGUGUGCAGCGGCUCGUGCUCGGGCGGAGACCGCAUCGCCUACAUCCUCAACAGCACGGCUAUGCUGGACCUGCUGGGCGCGGGCGCCCGCGCAGACGGCGCGCCGGCCACGUUCUGCGCGCCCAGCUUCAUGCAGGUGGCGCGCGCGGCGGCGAGCUGGCGCCACUGCGAGGCGGCGGCGCAGCAGCGCUGCAUCCAGCUGGCCGGCCGCCUGCUGACGGAGACGCUGGGCGGCGGCACGCCCGACACGGAACCCGAGGAGCGCGCGCUGCUCCUCGAGCAUCUGCGCCCGGAUCCCCUCAUGGACAGCGAUACGCCGCAGAAGGAUAGAUUGAAGGUGCUGGUAGAGGCAUCCAAGUUACGAUUGCUGUUCCACGAAGAGCUGUGA
Messenger RNA from Spodoptera littoralis (African cotton leafworm), 993 nucleotides. The record is from the annotation of a GenBank genome assembly. NCBI's taxonomy places the organism in Eukaryota, Metazoa, Arthropoda, Insecta, Lepidoptera, Noctuidae.